Anopheles stephensi (Asian malaria mosquito) is the source of this 1092-nucleotide messenger RNA. RefSeq lists its product as uncharacterized. The record is from RefSeq and is a predicted model, not a curated record. The coding region runs from base 240 to 914 and encodes 224 amino acids. NCBI's taxonomy places the organism in Eukaryota, Metazoa, Arthropoda, Insecta, Diptera, Culicidae. The transcript has a single exon.
UCGUGAGAAAAAAGAAAACAAAGCUCGAUGUUUAUUUUCACAAUAUUGACGACUGGUGUUGUUUUCAAUCGAUUUGGACGGAAAGAUAAAAGCUGAACAGAAUACAGUAUCCAAAUAUCGUGAAUGUAAACUUUCUCCAGCUUUUUGUAGCUUGCUGGCAUAGUAGGACGCACUUCCACGGCCAGUAUUCUUCAACUUUUGAUCGUGGUAACAUCCAGCCAAGAAAAUGUGUCAUUAAAAUGAGUGAACAAAGCAACGACGAUGUGACGGACGUUACGAACGAAAGCGAUCGAUGCGUCGAAAUGUUGAACAAACGGCCACGGUUGCUGUCUUUCCAGGGGCUAAGCUCCCAUUCGCGUGCCCUCGCCGAUAGAGACGUACCCGUGCCGAUGGCCAGCACAUCGUCCAGCUCUCUCGAACACAUCAGCCGUCGUGAACAGCUGGCAAACGAUCUUCGCAGCUGGCAGGAAAGUCAAAUCGCUGCCUGCAUAGAUGACAACAUAUUAAACAUGGUAUUGGAACGGUUUCUGGUGUUCUUCGAGCGACGGAACAAUAGUACCAGCAAUAGCGUCCAGCAACGUCCCCAAGUAAACGAAGACGCGCUGCUAGAAGAUGAAGCAGUUCGAAUGGCAAUAAGCGCACGAGGACUGUUACCUGCCAGUGGGGAUGAAUUGGCUGGACCUUCCUGUAGCCAACCCGUUGUACCAGCUGUUGCGACGGAAAGUAAUCCUGCGGUAGAACCACCCGAACAAAGUUGGCCGGAAGCGAAUCGAGCUGUGCAUGACAAUUACAUCCUUGAGACGGCAGUGGCCGCUGCCAUUCAGGAAAAGGGCUUGAUAACGGGUGGGUCAGAGGGCGAGGAGACCAGCGACAGUGAUGGCAGUGUGCACGGGGAAGAGGAUGGCGCUAGGUAGUGGAAGGCACGGGGAUCGGUCGAAAGAGGAAUUUGUAAAUGAGUAUUCAUAUGUAUGUUUGUACCGUCCUAGGGUUUAUGCUUAAUAUAUUUAGCUCCUCUUCGCAGGCAUAUGGCAAUCGAUUAUAUACCUGACUAAAGUAGUAACAACGAAUAAAUUACCAAUUGAUUAACCUUAA